This is a messenger RNA of Lepisosteus oculatus (spotted gar), 2137 nucleotides long. RefSeq names its product mucolipin TRP cation channel 3b (gene mcoln3b). The record is from RefSeq and is a predicted model, not a curated record. Gene Ontology annotation, cellular component: plasma membrane; lysosomal membrane. NCBI's taxonomy places the organism in Eukaryota, Metazoa, Chordata, Actinopteri, Semionotiformes, Lepisosteidae. Gene Ontology annotation, molecular function: NAADP-sensitive calcium-release channel activity.
GAGACCAGAGACCAGAGAUCGAGCGAGCCUGAAGUCUGUUAAUGGACUUCAGCGCGUUUCGCUUUGGAAUAGAAACACCGUACUUUUAGUCGUUGACUUAAAAAUGGAGUUGGUUUUCUACAUUUGUCUUUACGCUUUUAUGCUAUUAUUUCAGUACUGGUAAUACUGGGUUAAUUACUUAAUAUCUUAAGCGGCGUUUACGGGUUGUUCUUGCUGGUAUGAUGGCAGAAGGCGGGCGAGGUCCGGACUGUGAGAUGCAGUUUGUUUUUCAUUACUGCUCAGGUCAGAGCAUAAAGUCAGAAAUGGAGGAUGUGGGGCUGUCUGCCAGUUACAGCUCAAUCAAUGACCAAAGCGGCAAUUCAUUUUGGGCUCAGAAUGGAGAGGAACUUGACGCAGAUGCUGUAGAUAAUUUCAGGAGGAAGCUCAAAUAUUUCUUCAUGAACCCCUGUGAGAAAUUCAAAGCUCGUGGACGAAAGCCGUGGAAGCUGAUGUUGCAGAUCCUUAAGAUUGCUAUUAUUACCAUCCAGUUGGUGUCUUUUGGAUUGAGCAACCAGAUGGUAGUUGCAUUUAAAGAAGAGAACCUGAUGGCUUUUAAGCAUCUCUUUUUGAAAGGAUACAGUGACCGACCAGAUGAGACCUAUGCAGUCUAUACACAAAGUGAAGUGUAUGAUCACAUCUAUUUUGCAGUUAAUCAGUACCUGAAUCUCCACAACCUCACUGUUGGGAAUCACGCUUAUGAAAAGCUUGAAGAUGUCUAUACACCCCUGUCUGUCUGCCAGGCCUUCUAUAAGAAUGGCAGUAUCUAUCCUGGAAAUGAGACAUUUGAUAUUGACCCCCAGAUUGAGACAGCAUGCAUUGAAAUAUACCCAUUGCAGCCUCUGGGAAUCGGAACACUUCCUUCUGCCUUUACUCUGGAUUUCAAAAGGCUGCUGUCUGUACAUAUUAACUUCACACUGAAGGCAAUUAACCUUCAGACAGUGCGGCUUCAUGAGCUUCCUGACUGUUAUGACUUCACCGUCACAAUUACAUUCAACAACAAAGCUCACAGCGGCAAAAUUAAAAUUACACUGGACAACGAUGUUGACAUUAAUGAAUGCAGAGGCUGGAAUAUCACAGGGGCUUCUCCAAGGAAUAUCCAUUAUCUGCUGGCUUUUGAUUCAUUCAUCAUCCUGGCAUGUGUGGCAUCCUUUAUUCUUUGUAUGCGCUCAGUCAUCAAUGGAAUAAAUCUGCAGUUGGAAUAUGCAGUCUUUUUUCUUACCAGGUACAAUAAGAAAGUGCCCUGGUCAGAACGUAUGGAGUUUGUGAAUGGUUGGUACAUUCUCAUCAUUGUCAGUGACACACUGACAAUCAUUGGCUCCAUCCUGAAAAUUGAAAUACAGACAAAGAAUUUAACAAGUUAUGACAUCUGCAGCAUUUUAUUGGGAACCUCUACAAUGCUCGUUUGGAUUGGAGUUAUUCGCUACUUGGGCUUCUUUCAAAAGUACAAUAUUUUGAUAUUAACCCUAAGGGCAGCCUUUCCAAAUGUAAUUCGGUUCUGCUGCUGUGCGGCGAUGAUCUACCUUGGGUACUGCUUCUGUGGAUGGAUUGUAUUGGGACCUUACCAUAACAAAUUCAGAACCUUAAACACUGUGACCGAAUGCCUGUUCUCCCUCAUCAAUGGAGAUGACAUGUUCCCAACAUUCAGUGACAUGCAGCAGAAGAGUUACCUGGUGUGGCUGUUCAGCCGAGUCUACCUGUACUCCUUCAUCUCCCUCUUCAUCUACAUGGUACUCAGCCUCUUCAUCGCCCUCAUCACUGAUACCUAUGAAACUAUUAAGCAACACCAACGAGAUGGAUUCCCAGAAUCCAAGCUGCAAGAAUUCAUAGCAGAAUGCAAAGACUUGCCUGCUUCUGGGAGAUACAGGAUAGAGGAAGACAAACUGUCAUGCUUCUCAAGCUGCUGGUCACGGUUCGAUGAUUCGGAGGGGAGACUGGACUGCUAGCUGUGUACUGCUCAAGAGAUCACUGCACUUUCAUCUGACACUACACGAAAAGUCCAUUAAUAAUGGAAUUAUAAAAGACUAACUGAAUUGUUAAUUGUCGGUGCAGACUUCUUCUAUUGUUGAUGUUAAACAUAGAAUAAAUAGAAUAACAAUCA